GCAGGACAGGCUACACAAGCAGCGUGCGCGAACGUGUGAACAUGACAAGACCCGAGACAUUCACAGGGGUUCGGCGGGAGAAAAGCAAUGGGACCCAAGUUGAAGCAGAGCAAAGCCUUCACAGGCAAGGUCAAGGAGGGGAGAUCGAGCAUCUGCAGCUUCUUCUCCAAGAGCCAAGCGGUCUCCUCACCUAGCAUGCGAGACGCUGGCGGCCGGUCGGGAAGUUCUGG
Messenger RNA from Ectocarpus sp. CCAP 1310/34, 230 nucleotides. Lineage: Eukaryota; Phaeophyceae; Ectocarpales; Ectocarpaceae. The record is from the annotation of a GenBank genome assembly.